This is a messenger RNA of Procambarus clarkii (red swamp crayfish), 1659 nucleotides long. The record is from RefSeq and is a predicted model, not a curated record. NCBI's taxonomy places the organism in Eukaryota, Metazoa, Arthropoda, Malacostraca, Decapoda, Cambaridae.
AUGACCAAGCAGGCCCAGGUAGUGGCCAAGGAGGCCCAGGUAGUGACCAAGCAGGCCCCGGUAGUGACCAAGCAGGCCCCGGUAGUGACCAAGCAGGCCCAGGUAGUGGCCAAGCAGGCCCAGGUAGUGACCAAGCAGGCCCCGGUAGUGACCAAGCAGGCCCCGGUAGUGACCAAGCAGGCCCAGGUAGUGGCCAAGCAGGCCCAGGUAGUGACCAAGCAGGCCCCGGUAGUGACCAAGCAGGCCCCGGUAGUGACCAAGCAGGCCCCGGUAGUGACCAAGCAGGCCCCGGUAGUGACCAAGCAGGCCCCGGUAGUGGCCAAACAGGCCCAGGUAGUUACCAAGCAGGCCCAGGUAGUGACCAAGCAGGCCCAGGUAGUGACCAAGCAGGCCCCGGUAGUGACCAAGCAGGCCCCGGUAGUGACCAAGCAGGCCCCGGUAGUGGCCAAACAGGCCCAGGUAGUAACCAAGCAGGCCCAGGUAGUGACCAAGCAGGCCCAGGUAGUAACCAAGCAGGCCCAGGUAGUGACCAAGCAGGCCCAGGUAGUGACCAAGCAGGCCCAGGUAGUGGCCAAGCAGGCCCAGGUAGUGGCCAGGCAAGCCCAGGUAGUGACCAAGCAGGCCCCGGUAGUGACCAAGCAGGCCCAGGUAGUGACCAAGCAGGCCCAGGUAGUGGCCAAGCAGGCCCAGGUAGUGGCCAAGCAGGCCCAGGUAGUGACCAAGCAGGCCCAGGUAGUGGCCAAGCAGGCCCAGGUAGUGGCCAGGCAGGCCCCGGUAGUGACCAAGCAGGCCCCGGUAGUGACCAAGCAGGCCCCGGUAGUGACCAAGCAGGCCCCGGUAGUGACCAAGCAGGCCCCGGUAGUGACCAAGCAGGCCCCGGUAGUGACCAAGCAGGCCCAGGUAGUGACCAAGCAGGCCCAGGUAGUGGCCAAGCAGGCCCAGGUAGUGACCAAGCAGGCCCAGGUAGUGACCAAGCAGGCCCAGGUAGUGGCCAAGCAGGCCCAGGUAGUGGCCAGGCAGGCCCAGGUAGUGACCAAGCAGGCCCCGGUAGUGACCAAGCAGGCCCCGGUAGUGACCAAGCAGGCCCCGGUAGUGACCAAGCAGGCCCCGGUAGUGACCAAGCAGGCCCCAGUAGUGACCAAGCAGGCCCAGGUAGUGACCAAGCAGGCCCCGGUAGUGACCAAGCAGGCCCCGGUAGUGACCAAGCAGGCCCAGGUAGUGGCCAAGCAGGCCCCGGUAGUGACCAAGCAGGCCCCAGUAGUGACCAAGCAGGCCCCGGUAGUGACCAAGCAGGCCCCAGUAGUGACCAAGCAGGCCCAGGUAGUGACCAAGCAGGCCCAGGUAGUGGCCAAGCAGGCCCAGGUAGUGGCCAGGCAGGCCCCGGUAGUGACCAAGCAGGCCCCGGUAGUGACCAAGCAGGCCCCGGUAGUGACCAAGCAGGCCCCGGUAGUGACCAAGCAGGCCCCGGUAGUGACCAAGCAGGCCCCGGUAGUGACCAAGCAGGCCCCAGUAGUGACCAAGCAGGCCCAGGUAGUGACCAAGCAGGCCCCGGUAGUGACCAAGCAGGCCCCGGUAGUGACCAAGCAGGCCCCGGUAGUGACCAAGCAGGGUCCGGCAGCCAAGAUGGCGGCCAGCCUGAGGCCUGGGGGCGGGCACUGA